Messenger RNA from Oncorhynchus masou masou (cherry salmon), 6831 nucleotides. It is a transcript of the gene ldlrad2, whose product is annotated as low density lipoprotein receptor class A domain containing 2. The transcript has 6 exons. Gene Ontology annotation, molecular function: protein binding. The record is from RefSeq and is a predicted model, not a curated record. NCBI's taxonomy places the organism in Eukaryota, Metazoa, Chordata, Actinopteri, Salmoniformes, Salmonidae. The coding region runs from base 280 to 1425 and encodes 381 amino acids.
UGUAAUUUUCCUAAAGGCGUCAGAAACAAUUAAAGGGCAUAUUCAUCGUGAGUCCCUCAUUUGAAGACCGCGCUUCUCUUGGCACACCAGCAACCGAAUAUCCACAAAGUGCAUUUUUUUCAAAAUGGUUACUUUCCGUGAAGAACAUAAUUUUACACCGAAACAGACACACACACAUGCAACACAUUUGAGGAGUUGUGGGGCUUGGGAUACGCAGUCCUGAGUGCGCACCAGAGUGGAACAACAGCCGUUGCGCUUGGGAGUAGGCUACCUACCGAGAUGGCCAACAAGGGGACUCAACUUCAGAGCCUGUCAAAAGUGUUUGUUCUGCUCAGCAUAAUGACAGUCAAGACCAAUCCACUUGAGACGGUCAACGUGGUGGACUUCUGUGGCCAGAACAUCCAGGGCGAUGGGAUGAUCGUCAACUCACACCAGGAGUCCAAGAAGUACUACUUUGUCACCAUGGGAACGGACUGCCACCUCACCAUGCAGGCCGCCUCCCCCAAGGACAAGGUCCAGUUCCACUUCCGCUUCUUCCUGGUCUAUAGCCUGCUUCGUUUAGCUCCCCAAAGUCCAUCCCCCCUCUUCCCUGAGUCCCCUGAGUCGACUCCAGUGGUGGAGCAAGGGGACCCAUGUCAUGCGGGAUCAUACAUUCAGUUCUAUGACGGACGGGACAAGAACUCGCCUCCUAUUGGACCAACGCUGUGUGGGAAGAGCCCACCUCGCCCGGUGCUGUCCACAGGGAAUCACCUGACCCUGCGUCUGGUGACCCAAGGUACCCUGCCUCGAGUGGAUUUCGUGGGGGACUUCACCUCCUUCAGACUGGGUUUUAACCAAUCAGCGUGCAGCAGUGAGCCUUACUUCCCAUGUCGGAAUGGGAAGUGUAUCCCCAUGAGUCUGGUGUGUGAUGAAAAGGGCAUUGAUAACUGUGGGGACGGGAGUGACUUGGAGGAUCACCUGCCCUCAGGGUGCAAAGGUCACUCAGGUCAGCUGACCCCAGCCCAAGCCCCUCCCCCAGCAGUGACCCCACCCCCCCCUGUCUUAAACGCGCCCACUUUGCCCAUGUCCACCAAUAGGGACUGUGGCACUCCGGACGGCGUACCGCAUCACGACUCAGUGACAGAUUCUCCUCCCUACAUGUCCCUUUUGGCUCUCUACAUCGCAUUGGGUGUGAUAGCUGGUGUGGUCCUGCUGUGCUGGUGCUGCUGGUCUCCAGGCUGGUUCCUCUGGAGGAUCAGCAUCUGCCGCUUCUUACCAUGCUGUAACUCAGCCUGUGCCUCCUGCCAGCUCUGUGCCCGUAGCUGUGCCCAGAACAAGGAGCACCGACCAGCUAAGGUCUCACCACAAGGACAGGUCCCAACCAACGGUGUUGCCUUGUCCACCCUCACCACAUCCACGGCUAACGCCACCACUCUCGCUGUGUAGGGGGGCAAUGCAGUUGCUAUGUAGCGCAGGACUGUUGUUGCUAUGAAGCAUAACUGCUGUGAUGGCUACCAGUGAGACAAAUGGACUCAAGGACAUGAUGACAAAGACUUCCUGUUUUAGACUGAUGGAUUGAGAUGAUACUUGUCUUUUUACUGGGUUACAAGGACUGUUAAUGUCAUGGAAGAAGGAGUGCUGCAAAGCUGAGACCGUUCUUAAAACGGGGAAAGACUUUACAUUAUAUUGUUUUAGUCACUGUAGGUUCUUGUUUUCUGGUGCUUUACAUAAUGAAUGACUGAUGCUUCCUUUUUCGGACUGUUUUGUAUUUAAAAGUGUAUUAGAUUGGAUUCAACAGACUGUUCUUCUCUGAGUGUAUAAGUAACCCCGGUUCACCUAUUCAAUUCUAUCUACAGUUGAAGUCGGAAGUUUACAUACUUAGGUUGGAGUCAUGAAAACUCAUUUUUCAACCACUCCACAAAUUUCUUGUUAACAAACUACAGUUUUGGCAAGUCGGUUAGGACAUCUACUUUGUUCAUGACACAAUUUUUCCAACAAUUGUUUACAGACAGAUUAUUUCACUUAUAAUUCACUGUAUCACAAUUCCAGUGGGUCAGAAGUUUACAUACACUAAGUUGACUGUGCCUUUAAACAGCUUGAAAAUUCCAGAAAAUUAUGUCAUGGCUUUAGAAACUUCUGAUAGGCUAAUUGGCAUCAUUUGAGUCAAUUGGAGGGGUACCUGUGGAUGUAUUUCAAGGCCUACCUUCAAACUCAGUGUCUCUUUGCUUGACAUCAUGGGAAAAUCAAAAGAAAUCAGCCAAGACCUCAGAAAACAAAUUGUAGACCUCCACAAGUCUGAUUCAUCCCUGGGAGCAAUUUACAAAUGCCUGAAGGUACCACAUUCAUCUGUACAAACAAUAGUAUGCAAGUAUAAACAACAUGGGACCACGCAGCCUUCAUACUGCUCAAGAAGGAGACGUGUUCUGUCUCCUAGAGAUGAACGUACUUUGGUGCAAAAGGUGCAAAUCAAUCCCAGAGCAACAGCAAAGGACCGUACAAAAGUAUCUAUAUCCAUAGUAAAACGAAUCCUAUAUCAACAUAACCUGAAAGGCCGCUCAGCAAGGAAGCCACUGCUCCAAAACCGCCAUAAAAAAAGCCAGACUACGGUUUGCAACUGCACAUGGGGACAAAGAUCGUACUUUUUGGAGAAAUGUCCUCUGGUCUGAUGAAACAAAAAUAGAACUGUUUGGCCAUAAUGACCAUCGUCAUGUUUGGAGGAAAAAGGGGGAGGCUUGCAAGCUGAAGAACACCAUCCCAAUCGUGAAGCAAGGGGGUGGCAGCAUCAUGUUGUGGGGGUGAUUUGUUGCAGGAUGGACUGGUGCACUUCACAAAAUAGAUGGCAUCAUGAGGAAGGAAACUUAUGUGGAUAUAUUAAAGCAACAUCUCAAGACAUCAGUCAGGAAGUUAAAGCUUGGUCACAAAUGGGUAUUCCAAAUGGACAAUGACCCCAAGUAUAGUUCCAAAGGUGUGGCAAAAUGGCUUAAGGACAACCAAGUCAAGGUAUUGGAGUGGCCAUCACAAAGCCCUGUCCUCAAUCCUAUGGAACAUUUGUUGGCAGAACUGAAAAAGUGUGUGCAAGCAAGGAGGCCUAAAACCUGACUCAGUUACACCGACUCUGUCAGGAGGAAUGGGACAAAAUUCACCCAACUUAUUGUGGGAAGCUUGUGGAGGGCUACCCAAAACAUUUGGCCCAAGUUAAACAAUGUAAAGGCAGUGCUACCAAAUACGAAUUGAGUGUAUGUAAACUUCUGACCCACUGGGAAUGUGAUGAAAGAAAUGAAAGCUGAAAUAAAUAAUUCUCUCUACUAUUAUUCUGACAUUUCACAUUCUUAAAAUAAAGUGGUGAUCCUAACUGACCUAAGACAGGGAAUUUUUACUAGGAUUAAAUGUCAGGAAUUGUGAAAAGCUCAGUUUUUAAAUGUAUUUGGCUAAGGUGUAUGUAAACUUCCGACUUCAACUGUAAGUUGCCACAAGAUUCCUAGUUACAAAAGUAGGAGAAAUCCCACUCAGCCUGCUCCCACCGAAAUGUUCACUUCCCACACAUGUAUGCCCCUUACCCAACAGGGACAAUAUUUUUGUUAAUAAAAUAAGUCCCACUCCUCAGUUUUUUAGGUACAUUAUGUCCCAUGUUGGGGGCAACCACAUGAAUAUCGGUGCUCAUGUAUGUCAUGUAAACUGACCCUGCCUCGAGUAGACACAUAACCUUUCUUAAUUUACCCUCUGUGUUUGUUGUGUAACUACACUACAGUUCAAAAGUUUGGGGUCACUUAGAAAUGUUCUUGUGUUUCAUGAAAACAUACAUGAAAUUAGUUGCAAAAUUAAUAGGAAAUAUAGUCAAGAUGUUGACAAGAUUAUAAAUAAUGAUUUUUAAUUGAAAUAAUAAUUGUGUCCUUCAAAAUUAGCUUUCAUCAAAGAAACCUCCAUUUUCAGCAAUUACAAUCUUGCAGACCUUUGGCAUUUUAGUUGUCAAUUUGUUGAGGGAAUCUGAAGAAAUUUCACCCCAUGCUUCCUGAAGCACCUCCCACAAGUUGGAUUGGCUUGAUGGGCACUUCUUACAUACCAUAUGGUCAAGCUGCUCCCACAACAGCUCAAUAGGGUUGAGAUCCGGUGUCUGUGCUGGCCACUCCAUUAUAGACAGAAUACCAGCUGACUGCUUCUUUCCUAAAUAGUUCUUGCAUAGUUUGGAGCUGUGCUUUGGGUCAUUGUACUGUUGUAGGAGGAAAUUGGCUCCAAUUAAGCUCCAUCCACAGGGUAUGGCAUGGCGUUGCAAAAUGGAGUGAUAGCCUUCCUUCUCCAAGAUUCCUUUUACACUGUACAAAUCUCCCACUUUACCAACACCAAAGCACCCCCAGACCAUCACAUUGCCUCCACCAUGGUUGACAGAUGGUGUCAAGUAUUCCUCCAGCAUCUUUACAUUUUUUUCUGCUUCUCACAAAUGUUAUUUGUGAUCCGAACACCUCAAACUUAGAUUCGUCUGUAACACUUUUUUUCAAUCUCCGUCUGUCCAGUGUCUGUAUUCUUUUUCCCAUCUUAAUCUUUUAUUUUUAUUGACCAGUCUGAGAUAUGGCUUUUUCUUUGCAACUCUGCCUCGAAGGCCAGCAUCCCAGAGUCGCCUCCUCACUGUUGACAUUGAGACUGAUGUUUUGCGAGUACUAUUUUAUUAAGCUGCCAUUUGAGGACUUGUGAUGUGUCUGUUUCUCAAACUAGACACUAAUGUACUUGUCUUCUUGCUCAGUUGUGCACCGGGGCCUCCCACUCCUCUUCCUAUUCUGGUUAGAGUCAGUUUGCACUGUUCUGUGAAGGGAGUAGUACACAGCGUUGUAAAAGAUCCUCAGUUUCUUGGCAAUUUCUCGCAUGGAAUAGCCAUCAUUUCUCAGAACAAGAAUAGACUGAUGAGUUUCAGAAGAAACUUCUUUGUUUCUGGCCAUUUUGAUCCUGUAAUCAAACCCACAAAUGCUGAUGCUCCAGAUACUCAACUAGUCUAAAGAAGGCCAGUUUUAUUGCUUCUUUAAUCAGGACAACAGUUUUCAGCUGUGCUACCAUAAUUUCAAAAGGGUUUUCUAAUGAUAAAUUAGUCUUUUAAAAUGAUAAACUUGGAUUAGCUAACACAACUUGGAACACAGGCGUGAUGGUUGCUGAUAAUGAAUCUCUGUACGCCUAUGUAGAUAUUCCAUUACAAAUUCUUUAUCCCCUUACACUGUGUGUAAGACAGUAGUUUAGGAAUUGUUAGUUAGAUUACUUGUUGGUUAUUACUGCAUUGUCGGAACUAGAGGCACAAGCAUUUCGCUACACUCGCAUUAACAUCUGCUAACCAUGUGUAUGUGACAAAUACAAUUUGAUUUGAUUUGACAAAUCUGUCGUUUCCAGCUACAAUAGUCAUUUACAACAUAACAAUGUCUACACUGUAUUUCUAAUCAAUUUGAUGUUAUUUUAAUGGACAAAAAACGUGCUUUUCUUUCAAAAGCAAGGACUUUUCUAAGUGACCCCAAACCUUUUGAACGGUAGUGUAUAUUAUACUGUUCCCCCACCUCUGUCUUUUGAAUGAUUUUGAGAAGUGCUCUCGAGGCUUCGUAAGGGUGACACAAGCUUGACUAAAUGCUGUUUCUCUACUCUGAGUUGCCAAGCGACAAUUGAAGGUAUGCUCCCCCAACCACUCAACCUCUCUCUCUCGCUCUCUCGCUCUCUUGCUCUUUCUCAGAGACUUAAAGCAUAUGGAUAUAUAUCCGUGACUUUCCUCACGAGGUCAUGGACUGAGCUGAAAGAGAUGAUAAUGAAUAAUGAAUCAAGUGCAUUAGUAUACCUUUCUAUACUAGGGCUUCUGCCUAACUUUCAGACAUGAUACCAACAACAUGUGUUGUCAACAUCACAAAUAAGAAGACAUGGGUCUCGGGUUCUGUCUCAUUGACCAAAAUGAUUUGUGUCCCUAGAACUACUAUUGUGUAAAUACAUUAUUUCUCAUAUGAUUCAGAUGUUGUUUUUUUAAACUUAUGGUUUGUUUUUAUUCAGAGGGCUAAAUAGAUUUUCUACCACUGCCUUUGUUCUGUUGACACAUCCUCCAUAUUCAAAAGCAAAGUGUGUGUGUUUUUUUUAAAGCUUAUGUUUGUUUGUCUGAAGUGUCAUCAUCAGACAUGGGUUCAAAAUGUGUAUUUGAGUAGCUGGUAUUUAAAAUCCUUUUUAAUAUUUUUAAAUACUUAAUACAUCCCAAAACAAGUAAAAUAGUAUUUUAAUUGUUAUUUGAAAAAACAAAUAGUCUACCAAAUUGUAUUUUCAAAUACUUCUUUCAAAUACCAUUUUCAAAUACCUGAGUUAAAUGCAUGGAAGUGUAUUUUAGUCAGUGUAUUUGAGUAUUUUCAAAUACUUUCCAAGUAUGUACUAUAUGUAUACAUAUUAAACAACUUUUCUUUUCAAAUAUAAGAUAUUUGAAUACUUACUUCUAAAUGUUAUGUGUAGGUAAUUGAGGUAUUUGAACCCAGGUCUGGUUGAUAUUAUCUAUGCAUACUUAAUUACCCCAUGGUAUUUGAUCCACAAACAAAAAGGAAAUUGUUUUCGUAUUCACCACUGUCUGAUAUGUAAAUAUAUGUUUGACAAUAUUAAACUUAGAACAUUAAAGAUCGAUUCGACAUUGCCUCAUGUUAUAGGGUAAAUCCAUUUGAAUUCAAUCACUUUUUGACAGCAGCCCUUUUGAUUUGAACAAAACCUUCCGUACAUAUUUGCCCAUUGUAGAAGUGCUCAGAAAGUGACUUUUUUGGACCUGAAUGUCAAAACAUUUAUGAGAUAAAGGUGCUCAAAGUGCCUAUUUUGCAUUCUCCGCCAUACCAUGUCUUCAUCACUAGAAAAAUAUAAAUGGUUGAG